Molecule: messenger RNA, 2310 nt
Organism: Penicillium coprophilum
Lineage: Eukaryota; Fungi; Ascomycota; Eurotiomycetes; Eurotiales; Aspergillaceae
Product: OPT family oligopeptide transporter
Exons: 7
Coding region: 1-2310 (769 amino acids)
Biological process (GO): transmembrane transport
Molecular function (GO): oligopeptide transmembrane transporter activity
Source: RefSeq, a predicted model, not a curated record
AUGUCUGAGUCGCCUGUAAAGACCGGUGACAUCUCUGUGGCUAGCCAGGACGGCCUCGGUGAAAAGGCGGGUGUCACUGUGCUAGCUACAAAAGAUGAGCAUACACACAGUGGCGAGGACUUCGAUGAAAAUCCAGAUGCCAUUAUCGUUACCGGUGCGGAUGCAGCUCUUCAUCUGCUGCCUCUUCGAGAUGACUUUGACACUGUCUUAACCCUUCGAAGUAUUUUUCUUUCGUCUGGUCUCGCGUGUUUCCAGGCUGUGAUGUACCAAAUUUAUCAGUUCAAACCCACUGUGGUGACAAUCCAAGGCACUUUCAUCGUGCUCAUCUCUUACUUCCUCGGCAAUGCCUGGGCUAAAUUCCUUCCCCGUGGUGAUAAAUUCGAGGCUCGCUGGAGGGCGAAAAACGGUCAGGGAAAACUACCUUUCUGGAUCACGGCGUUGAAAAUUUUCAACAAUGGAGAAUGGAGCCUAAAAGAGCAUGCAAUCUGUUCAAUUACUGCUACAUCGGCCUCAAACGCCGCUCCUAGCUCGCAGGUAUUUGCAGCACAGGAUCUAUUCUACAACCUCCCCUUGCGCCCGGCAACUGUGAUCUUGAGCGUUAUCUCGAUUGGUCUGUUUGGCUACGGGCUCUGUGGAAUCAUGCGCCCGAUCGCAGUCUGGCACACCGAGGCCGUCUACUGGAGUAGUCUGCCCACCGUCAAGACUCUCCAGGGACUUCAUUGGCACAAAGUCAAAAACUCGAAACCCCUCAGAUACUUCUGGUAUGCAUUCAGUGGCAUGGCAUUAUAUGAAACUAUCCCUGCCUACAUCUUCCCGUGGUUAAAUUCUGUUUCUAUUCCGUGCCUGGCUUCACAAAAGGCCACUGGUGAGACUGCGAACGUGCUCAACAAUAUCUUUGGUGGAGCCACCAACAACCAGGGUUUAGGCCUAUUCUCGCUGUCGUUCGAUUGGCAAUAUCUCACAUCUUUCCAAACCUCCCUCCCUCUGAAACUGCAAGUCCAUCAAGCCGUGGGGCUAUUUACUUGUUUUAUCAUCAUGAUAGGCAUAUACUAUGGCAAUGCCUGGAAUGCGAGAUCGCUUCCAUUCAUGUCGACGAGGAUGCUUAUGAGCAAUGGCACCAAGUACCCUAUUUCCGAGGUCUUCCCCGACGGUGUCCUUAAUGAAGCUGCUUUGGUUGAACACGGGCUGCCGAAGCUCACUGGAACGUUCGCAUUUGCCAUGUUUAUGGCCAACGCAGCAAUUGGUGCCUUGGUCGUCCAUUGCAUUCUAUUCUGGGGCAAGGAUAUCCUGAAAGCGUAUAAAAGCGCGAGAGAAGGUAGAUACGAUGAUAUUCACCAUGAGCAUAUGGCCAAGAAUUAUAAAGAGGCUCCGUGGUGGUGGUAUAUCAUCGUGCUCGUUGGCAGUUUUGUUCUGGGUAUCAUUGUUGUCACGAAAGAGAACAUCACCUUGUCGGCUUGGGAAUAUGUGGUCGCACUCGUGAUCGGAUGCAUUUUUGCACCCUUCAGUACCAUCAUCUUUUCUCGCUUCGGUAACGGUAUUGCUACCAACAAUUUGUCCAAGAUGUUGGCUGGGCUUAUCCUUCCUGGACGCCCGAUCGGUAACAUGUACUUUGCUGCGUGGUCGCAUAACGUCAUUACCAAUACUGUCAAUCUUUCCAAUGAUCUUAAGAUGGGCGAAUAUCUCAAAAUUCCUCCUCGUAUCAUGUUCCUGACGCAAGUUUACGGCACGGUUCUUGGUGGCUUCAUCAACUACGCCAUUAUGAUCUCCAUUGUGUCGAGCAAUCGAGAGCUUCUCGUCGAUAGCAAUGGAAACUCCGCCUGGAGUGGUGCAACUAUACAGUCUUACAACACCAAUGCCGCAUCAUGGGCAUUGGCUCCUUACAUUUAUAAGAUCGGCACCCCAUAUGGAGCCGUGCCUCUUGGUAUAGUCGCCGGUGCUGGUGUUGUGAUGAUCCACGCUCUCUUCCAUCGAUUCGUUCCCAAAAUUGGAAAGUUUGACACUUCGGAAAUCAACCUACCGCAGUUCAUCCAAUACGCCGGUUAUAUUCCCUACAACCAAAGCCAGACCUGCGUUCUCUUCACUUGGAUCAUUGGCGGGUUUUACGUCCAGUAUUAUCUCCGAAACUACAAGCCACGGAUUUUCAAGGAAUACUCCUAUCUGAUUGCGGGAGCCUUUGAUGGCGCUAGUUUGACUGUUCUAUUCAUCCUCUCUUUUGCUGUGUUUGGAGCUGGUGGAGUGUCGCACCCCUUCCCAACAUGGUGGGGAAACAACGCCGACGGGAACUACGAUUGGUGUCCGGUUGCAGAAUAG